CUUACACGAAGGUGAUGAUGCAAACAAGACCUCACGUCAGGCACAUGAUGAAGACAUACGGCCAGGCGGGUUCAGCUGUGCAAAUCUCAUGUAGAACUCAUCUUUUUCACGAUUUCCAGACUCACAAAAAACACAGGCGACAAUGAGUACAUUCUGUGAACCAAAUCAGAACAUCCGGGGAUACGAGCCUGGCGCAAUCGACGCCAAGGGUUGCGUGACGACCGACAUUGUGAUUGCCGACCUGGGUGUCCCCCUACAGGCCCUCAUCGAUUCUCAAUAUGUCGACAGUCAGGCCAUGUCCCAGAGACCAGGGAUGAUCCUCAAAUAUCUCCCCUAUCUAUACGACGGAAUCACCGGAAAGCUACUCACAGGCGGGCUGUACCUGUUCGACACGUACGAGAAUGCAAAGGACUAUGUGCGCUGGGCAAGCGAGGAAUUCGAAGUCGGCGAGCCCAAGGUCAAGUUCACUGCGCAGCCCAUGUUCAGGUCCUUCACGAGCCAGGUAUGGAAGGUGAUUGGGGCGCACAGCUUCGCGCCCGUCGAGGAGCAUGCAGUGGGAAGGCUGCAGACCUGGUCCUGCUCCGAGCCCGAUGCCGAACUCAAGCUCCAGUCGCUGUACGCAAAGGUGAAGAGCGCCGCAGAGAGUGGAAACGCUGCGUCCGUGUGGCUUCUCUACGAUCCCGGCACGAAGAAAGUCGGAUUGCAGCUGGCGUUUAGGAAACAAGGCGUAGCCGAGCCUGCAGCGGCAGCACGAGAUCUCCGCGAUGCAGGCUGGACCGCUUUGGGGGAUGCCUUGUCACAGCAGCUCCAUCUGAAACCCUUGUUUGACAGGACGAGCGUGCUGCUGACGUUGUGGUUGCCCCGGUCGAGGGCGGCGGGUGGCUCGGAACUGGCGAUCCCUUACUAUCCCGUUGUUCCCGACAUCAGCUAUGAAUACUUCAGAGGCGCCACACACUAGGAAAAGGUGGGAGGUUACAGGGUCUCGUGACUCCGGA
Messenger RNA from Emericellopsis atlantica, 995 nucleotides. RefSeq lists its product as uncharacterized. The coding region runs from base 143 to 958 and encodes 271 amino acids. Lineage: Eukaryota; Fungi; Ascomycota; Sordariomycetes; Hypocreales; Bionectriaceae. The record is from RefSeq and is a predicted model, not a curated record. The transcript has 2 exons.